AUGCUAGCAGUGGAAGUAAACAGCAACCAACGAAGACGAGACUACCUGAAGAGGCGAUUAAAGAUUCGACGGUUCAAUUUGUAUUUGCUGUGUGCGUGUUGUGCGUGUGCAUUGUGUACAAUUGUGGUGGUACUGUCGUGCUCUUGUGAACAACAGUCAUCGAAGGAGUGCGGUGAUUUGGAUGCAGUGAAGACUGCAGAGUACAAGAAGAAUUUGAAAUCAGGUUUGAUAUUUUCUAUAAUUUGUUUAUUUAGUUGUUUACUUGAUUGUUUAUUUGUUUACCUUAUUGUUUACGAAUUUGUUUACUUAAUUGUUUAUUUGUUUAUCGAAUUGUUUACGGAUUUGUUUACUUCAUUGUUUAUUUGUUUACCAUUUUGUUUACGAAAUUGUUCAUUUAAUUGUUUAUUUGUUUAUCUCAUUGUUUAA
Messenger RNA from Anisakis simplex (herring worm), 426 nucleotides. Lineage: Eukaryota; Metazoa; Nematoda; Chromadorea; Rhabditida; Anisakidae. The record is from the annotation of a GenBank genome assembly.